GUUUUAUGCUUUAUUCAGUUUGCAAAAUAGUUGCAUGUACCAUAUUAGUUGAAUGCUUUAUUCAAUUUGUACUAUAUUGUUGCAUGUACCAUAUUAGUUUUUUUUUUACUAUAUUCAGUUUUUGUACCAUAUUGUUGCAAAUUCUUUGUAAGUUUUAUACUAUAUUCAGUUUGUAUAUUGUUGCAAUAGGUAUUCAGAUGAUGAUGGUGAGGACUCAUCUGCAUCAGCUACUACAUCCACUUUCAGUGGAUUUAGUGAAGAAGGCAGAAGGAGAAGUAGAGGAAGAGGGCAAAGCAGAGGAAGAGGGCAAAGCAGAGGAAGAGGGCAAAGCAGAGGAAGAGGGGCUGUUUCUUCGGGUACCACUGAGGCAAGAUGGCACAGAUCAGAUGAACCCAACAUCCCACCACCUGAGGUUGUGUUUCGACCAGCUCGAACUCCUGGCCCUCAGCUUCUGACUACAGAGUCAUAUUGCGCUCUGGAACUGUUUCGGCAGUUCUUUUCUUCAUCAGUGUGUCAAACGAUCAUUCGCAACUCAAAUGCUUAUGCAGCUGAGCACCAAGACACAACCAGGAAGCCAUGGCAGGACAUGUCCCUGAAGGAUCUAUACUCAUACCUGUCAGUGGUCAUCUACAUGGGUCUGGUAAAAGUACCACAAAUUUCAAAUUACUGGAGUGGGUCCAGGCUUUACAAAUUUGGCUUUCCUGCCACUGUCAUGUCUGGCAGGAAAUUUCAGGCCAUUUCAGGAGCACUGCAUCUCAGCGAUCCUAAGAUGGAUGCUGAGAAUGCAAAAAUGAAGGGGACUCCGACCUAUGAUCGCCUGGGUAAAUUGAAACCAGUUUACCAGGAGAUAAGAGAUGCCUGCAAGACCUAUUUUCACCCUCAUCAACAAAUCGCCGUAGAUGAGAGGAUGGUGGCGUCCAAAGCUAGGAUUGGGCUGAAACAGUACCAAAUAGAAAAGCCAACGAAGUGGGGGUACAAACUUUUCGUUUUAGCUGAUUCAGCCCAUGGAUACACGUGGGAUUUUUAUAUUUAUGAAGGCAAAUCCCCUGAAAGACAAAAUGGACAAAGUAAGGGGCUGAGUUACGAAUCUGUGAUGGCACUAGUGGAUGAGAGGAUGCUGGGAACCGGCUACAAGCUGUUUGUAGACAAUUUCUACACCAGCCCAUCAUUUUUCAGAGACCUCCUCCAGAAGGGCAUCUGGGCCUUUGGGACCAUUCGAAGUAACCGGGUGGGCUUCCCAAAAACUCUAGAAAACAAGUUACCCAGAAAUGCUCCCCGUGGGAGUAUGCGGUGGAUUCGUGACGACAGGCUCCUCUUUAUCGAAUGGAAGGACACCAGGGAGGUGCUCAUGUGCUCCUCCUUCCAUUCACCAGGAGGAGAUCACACCGUACGGAGGAGGGUGAAGACGAGAGCUAGAGGAUGGACAGAACUCACUGUACCUAUACCUACUGCAGUCCAUGACUAUAACAAGUACAUGGGAGGAGUUGAUCUCUCUGAUGCCCUUGUUGGGUAUUACAAAAUACUCAGAAAGACCAGGAAGUGGUACCGCUCGAUUUUCUACCACUUCAUUGACAUUGCAGUGGUAAAUGCCUUCCUCCUGCACCAGCAGUUGGCUGCUGCUUAUAAUCAAAGAGCAAAAACACAGCGGGAAUUCCGUGAGGAUUUGAUUAUGGAGCUUGCAGACUGAAUGCCUCCUUGUGAGUCUGCUCCCCCUGCUCCUCCUGCUCCUCAUGCUCCUCCAGCACCUCACAUGACAGGAGAACCCUCAGGCCAUGUCUGCCACAGGCCAAUGUACAUCACAAAUAAAAGUGAUGACCCCAGGAGAAGAUGCCAAGUGUGCCAUCGCAAAAUGCUUGUGUUCUGUCAGAGAUGUGCAUCAUACUUGUGUUUCCAAGCAACACGGGAUUGCUUCAAUUACUGGCAUGAUGUAAAUAGAUUGUAGUUUUCAGAAGUAGUGAAAAUUUGAAUAAAGUUGGAAAUAGUUUGUAAAUAGUUAAA
Messenger RNA from Rhinichthys klamathensis goyatoka, 1998 nucleotides. Its product is annotated as piggyBac transposable element-derived protein 4-like. The record is from RefSeq and is a predicted model, not a curated record. Lineage: Eukaryota; Metazoa; Chordata; Actinopteri; Cypriniformes; Leuciscidae. Bases 587 to 1687 code for a protein of 366 amino acids. The transcript has 2 exons.